UCUUCAAGAAAGAUCUUUAUAACCAAACAAAGUCACUUCGUCUUCCAUCACUGAAACCCAAAAGAAUUAAAAAAAUAUUAUAAGGAAAAAGUAUGUCUCUUCUUCUUCUUCGUCCCCAUCUCAUCCUCUAUCUUCUCAUCUUGACGGUGGUUAACGGUGAAAUCCUCCGACCAAGAUUCUACAGUGAGACAUGCCCUGAAGCUGAAUCCAUAGUAAGAAGAGAAAUGAAGAAAGCUAUGAUUAAAGAAGCAAGAAGCGUUGCUUCAGUCAUGCGUCUACAAUUUCACGACUGCUUCGUCAAUGGAUGUGACGCUUCUGUGUUGCUUGAUGACACACCAGACAUGCUUGGUGAGAAACUAUCACUUUCCAACAUCAAUUCACUGAGAUCUUUCGAAGUCGUUGAUGACAUCAAAGAAGCUUUAGAGGAAGCUUGUCCAGCUACUAUAUCUUGUGCUGAUAUUGUUAUCAUGGCCUCUCGUGAUGCCGUUGCUCUAACAGGAGGACCUGACUGGGAGGUGAAGCUAGGGAGGAAAGACAGUUUAACAGCUAGUCAGAAAGAUUCAGAUGAUAUCAUGCCGAGUCCGAGAGCCAAUGCAACUUUCUUGAUUGAUCUUUUCGAAAGAUUCAAUCUCUCUGUAAGAGACAUGGUGGCUUUAUCAGGGUCUCACUCAAUUGGUAAAGGUCGAUGUUUCUCCAUCAUGUUUAGGCUUUAUAACCAAUCCGGGUCUGGUAAACCUGAUCCAGCUCUCGAACCAAGAUACCGGAAGAAGCUUAACAAGCUCUGUCCUUUGGGUGGAGAUGAGAAUGUGACCGGAGAUUUGGAUGCAACGCCUCACGUUUUUGACAAUCAGUACUUCAAAGAUUUGGUUUCAGGGAGAGGGUUUCUGAACUCUGACCAGACUUUGUAUACGAGUAGAGAGACGAGAGGGUAUGUGAAGAUGUUUAGUGAAGACCAAGCUGAGUUCUUCAGAGCUUUUGAACAAGGGAUGGUGAAGAUGGGUGAUUUGCAAUCUGGAAGACCUGGAGAGAUUAGGUUAAAUUGUAGGGUUGUUAAUAGAAGGCCUAGUGAUCUGCGGUUUGACUCUUGAAUUUAGAGAGAUGUUAUGAUUUCUAAAUAGAUGCAAAAACUUUUAAUACUUACAUGCAA
Camelina sativa (false flax) is the source of this 1147-nucleotide messenger RNA. Its product is annotated as peroxidase 17. The record is from RefSeq and is a predicted model, not a curated record. Lineage: Eukaryota; Viridiplantae; Streptophyta; Magnoliopsida; Brassicales; Brassicaceae. Gene Ontology annotation, molecular function: heme binding; peroxidase activity. Gene Ontology annotation, biological process: hydrogen peroxide catabolic process; response to oxidative stress.